Sinocyclocheilus rhinocerous is the source of this 1702-nucleotide messenger RNA. RefSeq names its product GTPase IMAP family member 8-like. Gene Ontology annotation, molecular function: GTP binding. The record is from RefSeq and is a predicted model, not a curated record. The transcript is spliced from 3 exons. The annotation marks the transcript as partial. Lineage: Eukaryota; Metazoa; Chordata; Actinopteri; Cypriniformes; Cyprinidae.
UCCGCAGACAGACCCUUCUCCAACAUUGCCUGCAAGAGGAAGGAGCAAAACAAAAGUGAAACUAGAAGGUGAACCACGUUUAAACAACCGCUCGACUCCUGACAUCUCAGCGAUCAGCUCCAGUCAAGAUGAUCCGGUGAUCCGGAUUCUUCUGAUGGGCAGAAAUGGUUCUGGGAAAAGCUCAUCUGGAAACACUAUACUGGGAGAGAGAAAGUUUAAAGUUCAAAAACGUAAGAAGAAAGACAAAGCUGAAGUUUGUGAAGAAGCAUCACAGAUCGGUGGGAAGCAGGUUCAUGUGAUUAAUACUCCAGAUCUACUAGAUCCAGAUCUCAGCAAAGAGAAGUUUGAAAGUCUGAAAGAGCAGCUGGUCUCUCGAUGUUCAGCAGGUCUCAGUGCAGUUCUGCUCACCGUUCCUCUAGAGGAACCUGUGCAAAAUGAGGAAGAGAUCCUGUAUACUAUUAAAUGUUUAUUUGGUCCUGAAGUUCAGAAGUACAUCAUGAUUCUGUUCACACACAAAGAUGAGCUGGAGGAUCUGGAUGAGACCAUUGAUGAACAUCUAAAAAAGCAAAACCAUGCAGAUUUCCAGCAACUGGUGACUGAAUGUGGAGGAAAGUUUCACUGUUUCAAUAACAAGAAAGAGGCAUAUGAUCAGGUUCAAGAACUACUGCAGAUGAUUGAAAGAAUGAUGGAGAAAAGUGGGAAAUUUAUCAUGAAACACACGAGGAGGAGAUCAAGCAUGGAUUCUGCUGGUGUCAGCUUUUCAGGAAAGUCUCCAUCAAAAGAUCUAGAUGAGAUUCCAGUGAUUCUUGAGAGGAAAGACCAGAUCAGGCUGGUUCUGCUGGGAAAAACUGGAUCCGGGAAAAGUGCCACUGGAAACACCAUCAUCGGCAGAAACCUGUUCAAAUCUUCCACUAGUACAAUCUCUCAGACAAAACAGUGUCAGGCAGAAACUACAGUGAGGUUUGGUAAACAGAUCUCAGCGAUCGACACGCCUGGACUUUAUGAUACUGAACUCAGUGAGGAGGAAGUUAUACAAGAAAUAGUUAAAUGUGUGAUGUUUGCUUCUCCUGGACCACAUGCUUUCAUUAUCGUGAUUAAAGUGGGUCGAUUCACUGAGGAAAAUAAGAAAACAAUAGAGAGACUCAAAGAAGUCUUUGGGGAACAGAUGAUAAAACACACCAUGAUCCUCUUUACUCACAAAGAUCAGUUAGAGAAGGAAGAUAAAACCAUUGAGCAGUUUCUACAGGAUAGUGAUCCAGAACUUCAGUCCCUCAUACACAGUUGUGGAAACAGAUUCUUCUUUCUGGACAACAACUCUUCAAGUUUCCCACAGUUCAAAGAUCUGAUCAGGAAAAUAGAGAUGAUGGUGACAGAAAAUGGAGGGAUGCACUUCACCAAUGACAUGUUUAAUGAAACAGAGAAACGCAUUCAGGAGAUUCAGAAUCAGAAACUGGAUGAGAAAGUGAAGCAGUUCAAACAGGAGCACAAACUAGUCUCUCAAACAGAAUGGACGAAAAUAUACUGCCUGUUAGCAGAGGAGUGUCGACGUGAUGCUCUUAAGUUCAUUGCUGCUGAAAUCUGUGUAAUCGCUGUAGCUUUCUGUCUGAAGAGAGUGUCGGUAACGCCUGCCAGUGGUCUUGAGGAGGCUGUAAUCCAGGCUUUGAAGAAACUACUAAAACAGAAGAUGUGUGCAAUUCAGUGA